Messenger RNA from Haliotis rubra (blacklip abalone), 7808 nucleotides. Its product is annotated as D-glucuronyl C5-epimerase-like. The record is from RefSeq and is a predicted model, not a curated record. Bases 591 to 2348 code for a protein of 585 amino acids. Gene Ontology annotation, biological process: heparan sulfate proteoglycan biosynthetic process. The transcript has 8 exons. Lineage: Eukaryota; Metazoa; Mollusca; Gastropoda; Lepetellida; Haliotidae. Gene Ontology annotation, molecular function: heparosan-N-sulfate-glucuronate 5-epimerase activity. Gene Ontology annotation, cellular component: Golgi apparatus.
AAUUAUCAGUGUACUCGGAGCUAUUAACAGUUGCUCCUGUCUGUGGAGCCAAGCAAAUGGCGGCCAGUUGCUCCCUCUGCUGACGACUCCCAAGAUAAAAAAGACAAAGAACUAUUCCUGUAAAUAAUUACCAUAUUGGUUCCAGGAGGCAAGAGAAUGGGCCAGGAGUUUGUGGAGGUGUGUGGCACAUAGCCAAACCCAUAUCCUCUGCAACUGUUUUGGUUUGAGUCCAUCGAUUCGUUCGUCCAUGUGAUACCCAAGUCCAUGUGUGUUUUAGACUGACCGAACAGACUUAAGUUACUGAGUGACCUGUCGGACAAUCCAGCGGAUAUUUUGCCACCGGACAGGCUCCGACAACAGUGCACAGAUAUACAUGCGUAAACUGUAGGAGAGAAUGACCCUUACAGGAUUGCCAGAUUGAGUGGCCAGUUGAGGGUAGCACAGACUUGGAUGUACUUGCGGAGUGAUGGAUUUUACUGAGUGUGUGCAGCCAACAUGUAAAGUGCCCAUGACUGAUGACUUGUGAGAAGUAAUGGACUUUACUUCUGUUGAUAAUCAGAUGCAAGAUGGCCGUAUGAGGCAAUCUGAGGAUGCGAAAGAGUAGAAUCAUCAAAUUCUUCGCGGCAGUGGUCGUGUCGUCUGCCUUCCUGUCUGUGUGUCUAUGGAGCCAGUGCACCAUCAACAGACAAGACAACAAUUUCUUCAGAGAGGACGUUACAGGCGAGAGGAGCUACGAUGAUCACAUGAAUGUCCCUCGGGGGACUAACUCCAUCAAAAACAAAGACACCCCUGCGAUCAAGUACAAGGAGAUUGAUUGUGUCAUCAAUGAUGACUAUGCCAUCAAGUGUCGCCGGGAUGGGGGAGAGGUCUAUGUACCCUUCAGAUUCAUCCAGGACUACUUUGAGAUAUAUGGUUCCGUUAUCAACACAGACGGUUACGACCGACUGGAAUGGCAACAUGCGAACUCAAAGAUCCACAAACCUCGACUCAAAUAUUCCCCCAGCGGUAUCUUCAUGUCGUUCGAGUAUUACAAUGUGGAACAGAGGGACCGCGUUAAGUGCAUCAGCGGCUUUGAAGGUGUGCCAGUCUCCACACAGUGGACACCAGAGGGCCACUACUACCCAAUACAGAUCGCCCAGUAUGGCUUGAGUCACCACAGCAAGUACAUGAUGGAUGGGGAGCCGGACGUCAUCAUCCUGGAGGAUGGAGAGGAAGACAGCCCCGCAGACUGGGUAGUACCAGAACAACGCUCCUUUGCCGUUUUGAAGAAUGAUGUUUCCAAGUUCUCAAAUGUAGUACAGUUCUUGACAUCAGAUUCUACCAAGCUUCCAGGAAUACGAAUAGUUGCUGAUGAAAAAGUGAACAAGUAUGUGACAGCCGACUUGAAGUUUUCCACAAAUGGCAGUGUGACUGUGACCGUGGAGACUCUCAGUACUGUUGUGUUCAACCUGCACUAUGUACUGAGCAACACUCUCAUCAUGUUCGAGGGAAAAGACAUUUAUUAUGGACUCGGAGACACAAGGGGACGAUGGCACCAUUUAGCCAGGGAUAUAUCUAUUGACCUUCAGAAAGGCCUCGGAUUGAGGUUUUCCAAAUCAAAACGAAUUAAAAUGAAAUAUCAGUUUUCCAAAAUUCGAGAGAUCUCCAUACGAGGUCAUGGCUACCUGGAUAAUUUGACGUUGUCAUCAUCAGCGCAUUUGGAUCAUUUUUAUGAUGCUGCGAAUUGGUUAGUCAGUCAUCAGAAUAACCGUGGAGGAUGGCCUAUCGCUGUACGUCGUAAACUCAUUCCCAAUCUGCUCGAGCUUCCCCCAGGAUGGUACUCCGCGAUGGCCCAAGGUCAAGCAAUGUCACUUCUUGUGAGAGCGUACUUGAAGACAAAGGCCAAGAAAUAUUUAAUCGCCGCUAUUGAUGCAAUGAAAUUGUUUGAAAUCAGUAGCGAGCAGGGAGGAGUGUUGGCGAAAUUUGCAGGUGAAUACGACUGGUACGAGGAGUAUCCGACAACUCCAAGCAGUUUUGUGUUGAAUGGAUUCAUAUAUUCACUUCUUGGUCUGUACGACCUUAAAGAGACAGCUUCAGGUGAAGCUGCAGAUAUGGCAAAUAAUUUGUACCAACGUGGAUUGACUUCUCUUAAGUUCAUGUUGGGUAUGUUUGAUACUGGGUCAGGAACGUUUUACGACCUGCGGCAUAUUACGCUAGGUCUUGCCCCAAACCGAGCACGGUGGGAUUAUCAUACAACACAUAUCAACCAAUUACUAGAGCUCAGUGUCAUAGAGCGUGACCCUUUAUUCAAAACAACGGCGGAUAGAUGGACAGACUACAUGAAGGGUAAGAGAGCGAAACACAACUAGAGAAUAUCAGACGAAAUCUGCUUCCUACUUCAUGCUCCGUUCCUGGAUUCAAGUGAUAGUGUAUAUACAGAAGGGGAAAAGUCCAGUUCCAAAGGAUGAUCAGUGAAUUGUGGACGGACUGGUGUAUCAUUUGUGAUCUCUCGAAUUCUUUGAACUGAACAGUCUGUCGUUCUAAACCUGAAUUUAUUCCUCUUUCAUCAAGCUGAGGAUAUGUGAUGUUCCAACAAAUUGGUACAUUUUACAAAGAUGCUCAAUUUCGGCGUUCGGGAUGAGGUGCUUGCACAGCAUCUGUAUGGAGUUGGUGUAAUUAAAGCUGUCACUGAUGCAGCGCCCAGUUUGGUUGUGAUUCCACUGUGACUGAGUGAUUCAAAGCUUUCAAACUUCUUCUUGUUAAAAUACAAUGCCCUUGAUUAAUUGACUAAGUGAUACAAUUUGAAGAGUUGAAUGUAUUCACGUGUAUUAAAGUAUACAAGUUUUCAGCAAACAUUCAAGCUCAUCGUAGGAGUUUAAAAUAGUUAUGUUGUACCAUUUUUCUUAACAUUGUGGUUCCUUUGGAAAAAAGUGUCCCCUUAAUUUAAAAGUUAAGUUCUGUAUUUAAUUUUGGUUAAAAUUUCUUUGAGAAAGGGUGUUGUAUUUUAGUGAAAGGCAUGUAUUAUAGGUCGAAUAUGGGUUGUACAAUGUGUAUGUUUCCAUAUUUCAAACAGCCAUCAUUAUCAAUACAGUGACAUUGUAUAAAUGUUGGAGACUACUCUUUUGUCUCAUGUCACUGAAGAUAUUCUGUUCAAAUCUUUCUGACUGGUCAAAGAUGGUGGAUUUUGGACAAAGGGAGGUAACUUCACAUCCAUGAAAUUACCUCCCUUUUCAAUGUUAAACUAAAGAAACAUUGAGAUGAUAUUUUUCGUUCUUGAAGGCUUUCAGUGGUUUUAAUGAAUAUGAAAAACUGUUUUAUUUUAAUCUUCCUAUUGAUGAAAUGAUCAUACAUACAAAGUCUUCAUGAAAUAUUGCUAAAAUCAUGACACAGAUGCCAAAAUAUUGACUUUUUAUGACUGUCAAAGUGUUUUUAGCCUAAGUUUUUCAGUUUUGUGGACAUGCACAGACUCUGAUUUUAAGGUUGAUAAAGGUUUAUUUUUACAUCACUGCUUACACAGACGCCAAAUCUUUCAAUGCUUACGGAUUGAAGUCACUGCCAAUGAGCCUUCAUACUCACAUGCUUCAGAUUUAAGUUCAUGCAGCUGUUUACUGAGUGUAGAUUACUUCAACAGACUGGAGCUAUAUUGUAAGCUGUAUAUUAAUGAAAUGAUUCUAUUAGAAAAUAAUUGCAUCGUAUAUAUAGGUAGCUGUGAUGAUACAGACCCGAAUAACGGAUAUCACCAGAGACCAUAUAAUAGGUUAGUGAUAAACUGUUGGGGAGGGCCGUCCCUCUAUUAUAUGGUCUCUGUUAUCACUGAUCAUAUUUUAGUUUUCAGGAUACAAGUGAUGCAGAAAUGUUUUCAAUGAUGUCCAAUAUCUAGAUUGUUAUUUAAGGCUAAAAACUAUUCUGGGUUCUCACGAUACAUCCCCCUCGGUGGCUGGUUUGACUUGGUCAGUGUCCAGCUGUUGGUUAACUUGUUCAAUUUCAGAUUUGACCUUACUGGUCUUUGGACUCAUUUCCGGUCAGGCUGGUAAACGUUCAAUCAAUUUGGGAUGAUUUGUAUAACUAAAUCUAUUUUAACCUGACUGUGUUGUCCCGAUUAGACAAAAUGUAAUUCUUGUUAUUGAAUUAUCUUCAUUGUGUAUCACGCAAAAUUACAUUUGGAAGAGUAAUUUCAUCAUAGUGAUGACAAAUUCGAAUUUCCCAAGAGCCCCAUGUUCCACUGUAUUAACAUAGGCUGUUUCUGGAUUACAAACCAUUCUUAACCAUUUUGUUCACUAAUCUACCAACCUAUUCGGUGUUAUCUGUACAGGAAACAUUUUUUCAUUUCCAAUAAAGUAUGAGUUCAAUGAAAUGAACAAAUUAUCUAUAUCCAUUUUAUUUGACCUAAUUAUUGCCCAGAUAUUUUGGGGUGGUGGGGUAGCGUACCGGUUAAACCAUCCGCUCUUCACGUCGAAGACCCGGGUUCAAUUCCCCACAUGGGUACACUGUGUGAUGCCCAUUUCUGGUGUCCCCGGUGAUAUUGCUGGAAUAUUGCUAAAACCGGCAUUAAAGCAUACUCACUCACCCAGAUAUUUUGUAGCCUUAAAAUACGUCUAACAUUGAACGUUUUGUGUGUACUCAACACUUAUAUCAUAUACAACCUUGUAUCAUCACAGCCCCAAAUUAUAAGUGCAUUUUCAGCAAGUUAACAUUCACUAAUGUAAUAACUGUUUGGGGAAUCAGUGUAUAAUCUAUAUUCCUUUAUAAGGAAGUCUUUGUAUAUAUACAUUAGACCACAUUGUUAUUCUUAAUGUCUCAAAUAUAUACACUUCCCAGUCUAUUGUAACAUCGAUACUUAUCCAAUAGCAGUAUCAUCCCCAUGUGCACAAAUAAGUUGUGAUUAGACUAGUGAAAAUUUGAUGAAAUCAGUCUCGUGAGGUUCACCUUGAAGCAUAAAAAUUAAAUGGUUAAUUAGCCUUGAAAGACAGUUUAAAUGAAUUUGUAUCAUGGCGUGUUUUUUCACUGAUUUUAUUUGUUAAUUCAGACAUAAACAAUAUGAAAUUAAGUUUGUGACAUCUCUUUCAGAGUUGAAUAUUGUAAUUGAUUUAGUUAUAUUGGCAUCCGCACUCUGGGGGGACAUUUCUUCAACUCUUUUGCUGUUGGGUUAUUUUUUCAUCACAUAUGAUUUCAUUUGACAAGUGAUUAAUGUAAAUACAUUUAAGAGCAGUUUUCAAACUGUCACUGUUCAACAAUCAACUUUCAGCUAAUGUUGAGAAUAUGAACAAAAGUUUUAGUUAAGUGUUUCAACUGGCUUUCAUGAAUUUUUAAAUUCUGAUGUCAUUUUAAGUCAUUCUAUUGGCAAAAUUAGUUUGUUUCCAAUUGUUUAUUGAGCUGUAUUUGAAAAUACAGUUAGUUCAUUUUAGAUAUUGGACUUGAAAAUGAAAUAUACCGCAAUCUAUUGGAAGAUCUCUCAUAUAUUUCACACAUACUGCUUUAAGUAUACCACAUGCUCAAUGCUAAAAACUGAUACAUGUUGGCCUUAGCAAUGCAUUUAGAUGUCAUGUAUUGUGAUGUGGAAGUAUAGCAGUGUGUAAUCAAAGUAAACAUUCCAUUGUUUUAAAUAAUUUGUGUGUGUUGAGUUCCUUGUAUUUGUUCACCCAUGUAUUCUGACAGGGACUGGUUAUUUAAUCUUUCCUGUUAUGGAGUCUUUCUUCAUUCAUGAAUUUAAAGUCCAAUUCCUACCUACUAUCGACAUCAAUCAACAUUUGAUCAAGUUUGGGAGUUCACACUAAAAAGCCAUGGGGGCGGUGUGGUAGCCUAGUGGAUAAAGUGUUUGCUUGUCACCCCGAAGACUGGGGUUCGAUUCCCCACAUGGGUACAAUGUGUGAAGCCCAUUUCUGGUGUCCCCCGCCAUGAUAUUGCUGGAAUAUUGCUACAAGUGGUGCAAAGUCACACUCACUCACUCACUUAAAGCCAUGAUUCGGUUUCUCACCUUCAAAAUAUGUGAGGCGUUUUGGGGGAUUUGCAAAAAUUGAUGUGCAAUGACUUGUUGUGGUGAAAUGAAAAACAACAACCAUAUCUUUUAAAAUAUUUUGAUUUUCAUUCAUUAGUUACAGUGUUAAUCUUGAAUUAAAAAUUUGUGGUGGUUCCCUUGGUAAUAUUGCUGAAAUAUUGAUAAAAACUGCGUAAAAGCAUACUCAUUCACUCACUCUCUUGAAUUUGAAAAAUAUAGAAUUAUUGACCACCUACAAUUACUCUCCAGCCAAACAUUCUGUGAACCAACUAAUAAAAUCUAAACGGCUAUUGUGUUCCAUGCAAUGAUAUUGCAGAAAUGUUCCAUGCAGCUGUCAUGAACUCUCUCUCUUGUGACCCUUAAUCAUCUUAUUUCAAACUAACUUGAAAUUCAAAAUUUGAUUCAAUUUCAAAGUGGGUGGGUCAAAGUGAAACACACAGUUUUGAUGCCCUUCAAUGGCUGAAGCCAGUUCUUUGAUGCUAAUAUAAUUUUUUCCCAAACCACAAACUUAUUCAGUGACCCUACUUCAUUUCAAUGUUAAAAUGAUCAGUCCUUGUUGGAGAAUAUAGAUACCUCUGUAUGUUAUUUUGUGUUUAUCAGUUUCUCAUGAUAAAUGAAAUAUAUACCUAACAUAUGAUACAAAAUCUAAACCUCUGUUAACGCCAUCAUAGUGCUUGUCUGUCGUUUGGUUGUGAAAAAUAACAUUCGUAAGUUAACCUAUUUAACACAUCCAUACUUCUGUAUUCUAAUGGCCGACAGGGUCACCAACAUUCGUAUCCAAUGACAUCCAAGCACACGAUUUUAGUCGCACCACUUCUACCAUAUCAAUAGAUAGACAUUGGUUCCAUAGAUAUUUUUGGCAUUGGAUUUUUUGACACCAUUCAAUCUUCAUUUAUUUAUUUUGCAACUGAAGUGUAAUGAAAUACCCUUCAUUUGUAUUACUUUUUUGUGUGGUUUACUUUGCUUAAUUUAUGCACAGGAAGUAGUUUUUUAAAUGAUUUCUUCCCCCCAGUUCAGUUUACUAUUAUCUGGUGAUCCAAAGUUUCAAAAGUUUGGAUUCCAAUUUUUAGCCUUUUAGUCAAAGCGUUCAAAGACGUUUAUGGGCAUUUAGCAGUUAGGUAUAAAUGUGACAGUGUUUAAAGGGUAACAUCUGGUUUUUAUACAUUCACAAUGUUUCAUGGCUACUUCUUGUCUCUUCAUCAGGUGAAUGAAUAUUCAUAUUUCUAUACAUGGCGGGGUGUUCUGAUAGUACAGUACAUAAACAUUCAUUCACAAAUUCAUUAAUAAUAAUAAUAAUAAUGUGUGAAGCCUAUUUCUGGUGUCCCCCGCUGUGAUAUUGCUGAAAUAUUGCUAAAAGCGGCAUUAGACCAUACUCACUCACUCACAGUUUUUCUGAACAGGGUGUUAUGUAAUUUAUCCUUCAAGACUGAAAAUAGAAGCAGGUAAUAAGCCAAUCCCUUCAUCUUUAUAUUAAAUGAGAGAAAUAUGUAUGGAAUUAUUGUGAUAUUGUACUGGUACGUCCCUGUAGUCUGGAGGAGGCUGUGAGGACCUGUGAGGACUGACAUGCAAGCUGUGUGUGUUGUCAUUGUUGUGUAUGUUUGUUUACAAUAUUAAUGCUGUCCCACAGGAGAGUGGUGACGAAGAGCUUACUGACGUCUCUCAGUUCAUCCCAAGGUUAAUCUGUGUAUAUUUUGGUUGUUUAAGUUGUAAAUAUCAUAUAAAUACAUAUAAAUAUAUAUAUUUGGAAUAAUAUGUUAAUAUGUGAGAGAAGAUUGUGGAAAAAAAGUGUAUUUUGAAAAAAUCAAAAUAUAUCAUGAAUAAAAAAUGAAUAAUA